CUACACCUUUAUAUUAGAUUAUAGAAAAUAAAUUUAAUGUUACUAAAACGGGUACUUGGGAACGUUCAUUCAACCUUAUGAAAGAUAAAUUAGAUAGUUUCAAUCGAAAUUUAACAUUGAAGAAAUGGGAAGAAAGCCUUUCAUUAGGAAACCUAAAGGAUGAAUUAUAUCAUCACUGGAAAAAAUAUAUACCCAUAAUAUAUAAUCCUGAUUUUAACUUUAAUAACCCAACUCAAUUGAUAGAUGAUGAUAAAUCUGCUAAUGAUAUAUUAUUUAAACCAAUGGAGUAUUUUAUAUGUGGAGGUGAUCCAGAUGAAGUUUUCAAUCAGUUAAAAAAUGAAGAUGUCAUGCCAAAUGUUUGUGGCAAACUUUUCAAAAAUGGUCAACCAACUUAUUCUUGCAUUGAUUGUGCCGCAGAUGGUACAUGUGUUUUAUGCUCAGAAUGUUUUCAGCAUAGUGAACAUAAAAAGCAUCGAUAUAAAAUAUUCACCAGCUCAGGUGGAGGAAUUUGUGAUUGUGGAGAUAUUGAAGCUUGGAAAAUGGAUCCCUACUGUACAAUGCAUAUGCCAAAAAACAAUAUUGAACAAGAAAAUUCUCAAUUUGAGGCAACAUUAAAAUCAGAAUUAGAAGAUGUUGCUAAUAAUGCAUUAAAUAAACUUUCACAAAAUUUAGUUAAUAGAGCUGGAUCAGUUUUAAUGUCAACCAUCCAAUAUAGUGUUUUAAUGUUAACUUGGCAAGAUCCAUUGAACUUACCUCCUGCUUUAGAUUCCAUAGCUCCAAAUGAAAAUCAUGUUACAAUGUUAUACAAUGAUGAAAUUCAUACAUACGAACAAGUCAUAAAUACACUUUGCAGAGCUAUUGAUUGCAGCCAUAAAGAGGGUGUAGAAUUUGCCACAACUGUUGAUAGAGAAGGAAGAAGCCCAGUUAUGGUAGCCAACGUUUUAGAGUGUGACAGGGUUAAAUCCACAAUCGAGCGAGCGACCUCGAGACAUGGCGGGAAAUCCCUCAAAGUUUUAGUAUUCAAGAGCAUAGUGGUUGCCCACCAAAAUUUUGCCUACAAACUACUUAUUUGGAUCAAUUACAUUAUAGCUUAUUCUGAUGGGCUUAGAUUACUUUUAUGCAAUUUAACGACUCAGCCAUACUACGAAGAUGAGCACUGCAUUUUAGAACACAUCAUACUAUACGAUACUCAUAUUUGGAAAAUUGCAAGAAUGAAAUGUCACGAGCUAUUUAUGUCCAACAUGCUUUUAUACCCGGAAACUAAAAAGAAAUUAGCAUUACUAUUCACACAACAUUACUCUAGAAUUUUGGAUGAUUACAUAGAUGAGGAACAGGAUCAUUUAGUUUCUAUAUGCUGUAUUUCGGUUCAACUGUUUACAGUUCCUUCUCUUUCUCGAUUUCUCAUAGUCAAUAAAAAUGUAUUAGCUGUUGUCAUAGAAACAUUCAUUCGCGUGUGCCAACAAUACAAAAAUGCUGAUGGCAAACUAUCCUUCGACAGAAAUCAACAAAAUAAUACAUUCAGAAGGGCCCAAUACAUUUUGAAUGAUUUGCAUUACCUGAUGAUAUCGCCUCCUAAAGAAUCAGAAUGGACUGAACAAUUAAAAAAGAAUUUUUUGAACGGAUUCAAUUCUAUGAUUAACCUUCUUUGCUCUUUACAAAACAUGGAUACGGUAACACGCCAAAUCGGUCAACACUUGGACUACGAACCCGAAUGGGAGACAGCCUUUAACGUUAUGUAUAAAUUGAUCCCGUGUCUUAUAUCAUUGGAAGAAUGGAUAGUUACGGACAAGCAAAUUUUGAUCAAAGCUUACAUCAGAACUUGCAAGGCUAUUUGGAGAUUGAAUAAAAAGUUCAAGAUUGAGAAUGUUACCCUAAAAACUUCAUCAAUUACUGCAAUAGAAACAAACGGUAAUAACGAGAUUAAGGCAGAUGCCAUAAAGUACGAUGUAUCAGUACAGCCCGUGUCUGUUCAUUUGCCAGUUACUAGGAUGUUUGUAGGCAUAUACAUCCAUCUUUUUCAAUACGGCAUGAAUUUUUUCUCCCCCCAAGUCAAUUACUGGAUUAAUUCGGAUGAAGUAUCAUCGAUAGCCAAUACUAAGCAAACCAUUUCGGAUCAAAUUGAUCAAUCAAUAGUUUCAGCUGCUUUACCUUCUAGUACCGAUAAGUGUAAUUUGGUUGAAGACACUAUAAUUAAUAAAGACUAUUCCAAAUUCCCCACCCCAAUCGAGUUGAUGGAAUAUCCUAUGCGCACGCUCGUCCUCUGUGCCCAAGUUCAGGCCGGGAUGUGGAGACGUAACGGUUACUCCCUAUUAAAUCAAGUGUACCUAUACCACAACGCCAAAUGGAGAUCCCUUAUGUACGAUAGGGAUAUCGCUAUGCUCCAAAUAGGAACCUCUCUCAGUUUGGGCGGAAGCUGCAAGACUUUACAAUCCAAACAAGGAGUUCAGGAGGGAAUGCAAGAAUAUCGAGACCUUACAACGAUGAUUAGCAACAAUCUAACGGAGAGAGAUACGAAGUGUGACACUCUCUUGGUUUACUGGUCAAGCAAAUAUAAUUUGAUAAGUUUUUUGCAGGCGGUGUUAGAUAAAUCAGCUACCUUAAACAUUAAAACCAAGCAAGAUCCUGAUUCAAAUGCUGGAGAAGAGGAGUGUUCUGACAACACGAAAAGCAAGGGGUCUGAUAAUAAUGCCGCGAAAGAACCAAAUAAGGAUAAUUUGAAUUCUUAUUCUGCGUUCGAAGGGGACGAGGAGACUGUGAGACAGAAUGCCGUUAUGCUGGAAGAAUUUCUGAGUCUCGUCAUAGUCAUUAUAAGCGAAAGAUAUUUUGUAGGAAUAGGCAAGGUCACCGAUGAAGACAUAAUGGAAAGGGAAAUCCUACAUCAAUUGUGCCUUGGCCCUAUUAGCCAUAGCGAAUUGGUCAAAGCCCUCCCCGAAAAUGCUGGUAAAAAUACGUCAUUUGAAAAAAUUUUGGCCAAAAUCGCUACUUUAAAAAAAACUACAGACAUAACGGCCAAGACGAAAUACGUCCUCAAAAGGUCAUUCUAUAAAAGGUAUAAUCCUUUCUUCUACCAUUACACUAAAUCUGAACAAUCCAAAGCCGAGGAAUACAAAAAGAUCCGGAAGUGUGAAACCCUUCAAGAAAAGGCCUGCCCACCUCCAGUUCCGCCAGAAUUUUUGCCGCAAUUUGAAAUAAUUUCCGAAUUUUUAUGUAGCGAUCUCUUGAUUCGAAUUGAAUUAUGUGUACUGAUAUGCGCUCACCACGAAGAUUUGGCGGAUACUAUCGGUUCCAAUAAAUUGUCGCAUUUCAUCACCGAUAUACUCGUUCACGAAGUAUUACAUUUGAUAUGUCUUGCUUUGUAUGAAGAAAAAAGACGGAUAACCGAGUUUGAUGACAUCCACUUUGGUUUUUUGAAGAAGGCAAAAUUAUAUGGGUUUUCUGAUCAUUUACGUUUCUUGGCGAAAGAUGAUCACAAAUUUGUAUCCAAUCAUUUCCUCGUUGCAUAUACAUUAUCCCUUUACGACGAAGUUACUAAAAUUUACGACAGUAAAGUAACAAACGAGGAUUCACUCAAAGAAGACAAUACACACAAUUUGAUAGAAAAUUCCAAACAUUCAGGCCCAUCUAAUCAAACAACACCCAUAACCUUAGCUGGUAGUAGUAGCAGCGAAACCCAGAGAAAAAAACGGGGUGAAUUAGCCAAAAUACGACGACUCAAAAUCCUCUCCCAAAUGAAUAGGGCUCAAAAAAACUUCAUUAAAGGCAAUAAAGAUCUAUGGGAUAGCAUACCAUCCAAUUUAAUAACAGAAGAAUCGAAAGGGGACACCCCGUCAAAAACAACCGAGGAUGUCAUACCUCUCUCUAACUAUGGAGAAAAUAUAGAUGUUAUGUUCGCCUCUGAGCCAGAACCCAUUAUAACUAUCCCCGAGGAUAUCGUGAUGAAAGAACAAAACGAAGCACCUAAUAAAGUCAUAAGCUUCAAAAUCUUUUCGAAAGAAAGGCAGAAAAUGUUAGCGAUUCAUAAAAAGAAUUCUUCCAUUCAACCCCUUCUUGAAGAGAAAAGUGAAAACAAAUGUUACACAUGCAUUCUAUGUCAAGAGGAUCAAAUUUUGAGUCUAACAAGUGAAGCGCUCGUCAUGGCUGCAUUCGUUCAAAACUCUACCGUACUGAGACGCUUCAAAUCUUCAAACGUUUUGGCGUCUAACUCUUUUCUUGACGAUACCGUAUCCAUGUCCAAGGGUCCGGUGGCUCGGGCAUGUGGUCACGUGAUGCACGCGCGUUGCUGGCACCGAUUUUAUGACGCAGUGUCUUCCAGAGAACGUCGUCACGCGCUCCGAUUUCGUUUUCACCACGCCACUUACGAUGUCGAACGCGGGGAAUAUUUGUGCCCGCUUUGCAAUACUCUCGGCAAUGGAGUCAUGCCAAUACUUCCUCCUACAAUUGCCCCCAAGAACAUUACCAUGACUUAUCAGAGCGAUGAUCUUCCCGAAAUCAGUAUGGAAUACUGGCUGAAAGUCAUGAACGCCAUAGUUCGAAUGUCGGUUUUAACAUCCGACCGAACCGAAGACGAAAGCUGGGUAGUGCAAACCGAUUGGAGAUACCUCUUGCGCACCAGGGAUAUAGAUCAAAUUCUUAAACUUUUCACCGACUCCGAACUGCCCUGCAAAACUCGGUUUAAAUCGCUUUUGGAGCCAGGGAAACCGAUUAACAAAGAAUCCUCCGAAGAAAGUGACGAUGAUCUGAACGAUUUUUCUGUCUCCAUCCUAACCAUGAUUAAAACAUUUAGCUUGACCAUUUACACAGUUAGCCUAGACUUAGACCCCUAUGAAGAUAACGAUCGUAUUCCUCUCAUGGCUUGGUAUUGUUGCUCCUUCACGAUAGCCGGCUUCGACUCUCUCUUGCUCUCCUAUGGCAAUAUAUCAUUGUCCUCCCUCUGCAAUCCUUCCGAUUCUUCUACCGGUGCCCAACUUAAGCAAAACGAUUCGAAGGUUUUAGCUGAACAGAGAAUACCUGACAGAUAUGGCGAAUGUUUGAGAUUAUUAGUCCGCUACACCAAGACUUUUACUUCAAAAUGCGUUAAAAGACAGCUCGUGAAACACCACGCCCUGACCUUUUGCAAAACCAUUUUUACUUUGCCCCAUGUUUCGCCGUCGUGCGACAAAGAUACCCUAGAAGAUAAUACUAAUUUGCCUCCUUGCAAUGAUCAAGAUCCUGUCGACAAAGCCCAUCAAAAUUACUCGUUUCUGUUAGAUUCGGAUAUGUUUUCAUUCCUGGUUAAGAUAUGCCUAUCCUGUCACAGCAUAUUUGCGGAAAAGGAUGAUUGCAGCGAGGAUAUUACGUGCCAAGCCGAUUUAUCAGAUCAUUUCUUCCUCAAACUACUCUACAUAGCUCAAGUGGUUCAGAUUCUAUUGGUUUAUCGACUCAAAUCAAUCGGCACAUCAGAGGGAAUCACGUCAGAUUCGAACGUUACUGUAACCGAUCAAUUUAAGCCAAAUAACGAUGGAAUAAUAAUAAAUAAGGACAAUGUUUUUACUGCGGAAAGCGAUUAUUCAGACGUUCCUUCCACAUCCAAAACUGUAUUUUGGGAAAAAGAAUCUCAUUCAGUUGUGGAAGAAGAAAUGGAAAUCGAAGUAGACACCGUCAAAGAUGAAUCUAUCAAUGUAAACGACGAUGACCAUAUGAGUGACGAAAAUUCUACAAAAGAAGCCCAUUUUAUCCACCAACUUUGGGUUCAAAUCAAGAAAAUUGCCUCUGGACAAGAAUACGAAUGUGCCGAUAAUGAAGAGCUUAAAGAAAUACGUUUACUGCGGCAUCUUAAAAUAUCGCUGAUUCCCUUUUUGAGGUGCAGCGCAAUAUUUUUUCACUUUCUCACGGACAUACCUUUUCCCGGUGGUGUAUUGCAAAAUGAACCAGUUAGCAACACUUCACCGAGUUAUUUCGAAGCCCUGUGCGACUACUUAGAUAUCCCGACUUCUUUCCAGAUACUAUUUCAAUCCGGUAGUUACCGAAUAACCGAUCUCAUAAAAUCCGUCUGGCUUAAACACCCUAAAAUAACGGCCUUGUUCUCUUCUGAAAGUCGCAAAAAUGCAGAACUUAGUGAUAAAAUUGACUUAUUAGCCAAGAGGAGAGAUGGAGAAAAAUCUUCCAAUUUCGUUAUAAAUUAUCCUCUAAAAACCCCGUCCUUGAUCCGCCUUCCCCACGAUUAUGCCGACCUUAUAUUUUCCGCGGCGAAUUUUGUAUGCCCUAAUGCCUCCGCAUCGGCCGACAAAUCACCUAAAAUGGCAUCUCCCAAUUCUUCUCGAGCUCCCACGCUUUGCCUCGUGUGCGGAACCGUGCUUUGUUCCCAGAGCUAUUGCUGCCAAACGGAUAUAGGCGUUCUCGAAAGAGGGGAGCAAACAAAUUAUGACAAUUUAGGAGGUAUCAUUUUAGGUGAUAAUUUGAAUCCCGAUGAUAAUGAAAUUCCGGAGGAGGAGAGAGGAGAAAGAACAAGAGAUGUUCCUAGAAGGGGAAAUACUAGAGGUGUGGUUGUAAUUAGGGAAAGGGAGUCUAGAGUGGAAAGAGACGGAGGUGGAGCUGUGGGAGCCUGCGCUGCCCAUGCUUAUCGAUGCGGAGCUGGAACCGGGAUAUUUUUGAGAAUCAGGGAAUGUCAAAUACUAUUUCUGAGCGGACGAACAAAGGGCACCUUCUAUCCAUCUCCAUACAUCGACGCAUAUGGUGAAACUGAUCAGGGAUUGAGACGCGGGAAUCCUUUGUUUUUAUGUCCGGAGCGUUACGAAAAUUUACAAAAGAUUUGGCUCAGCAAUUCAAUACCCGAUAAAAUAGCCCGUUCCUUAGAAGCCAAUCCAAAUCUUUUGUCUAUCGAUUGGCAGCAUUUAUAAAAAAAAAGAAAUUUCGGUCAUACCCAUUCUUUUGCGUAUAUUUUCAUAAAAACUUUGGAGGGUGAAAGCGAAUUAUUUUUCUCUAGUUAAAAAAAACAACCUAUUUAUGUCUUAAUUAAAUUUUUUGGAAUGUCUUAAGAUAAAAUUUAAAUAAAAAAUAUUUAUAUUUGUUAUUUAUUCAUAUUCAAUUGCACGGUAUGUCUCCUUGAAUUGAUAAUUAAUUUUAUCUGUCCAAAAAUUAGGGCAAAUUGUAUUUUUUUAUGUAUAAAUUUCAAAUAAAAAUAUUUAUGCUGGAUUAAAUGAGAAGGUAUAAAACGCGCCUUUAAAUUAUGGAUUAUAAAGAAUGAUUUUUGCAACAAAGAUUUAGUUAAUUUUUUUUACAAUAAUUAUGAUUCUAUGUUAAUUAACUAAAAACCUGGGCAUAUUUU
Molecule: messenger RNA, 7303 nt
Organism: Gordionus sp. m RMFG-2023
Lineage: Eukaryota; Metazoa; Nematomorpha; Gordioida; Chordodea; Parachordodidae
Product: E3 ubiquitin-protein ligase UBR2-like
Exons: 41
Coding region: 78-6875 (2265 amino acids)
Biological process (GO): ubiquitin-dependent protein catabolic process via the N-end rule pathway
Molecular function (GO): ubiquitin protein ligase activity; zinc ion binding
Source: RefSeq, a predicted model, not a curated record